AUGGAGACGAUAGACUGCAGAUGCAGCAGCUGCCAAAAUGCGCUAGGCACAACCGUCAACCUCUGGACGCAGAUCGGAAGAAGUUACUACAGCCCGGUCGCUUCGCCUCAUCCGCGUCUGAGCGUACAGGCUUGUGGAGCAGCCAGAGCCGGCGAGAAGGGCACGCUGGUCGAGGGCUGCCGCCUCCAGGACAUCGAAUGCCACCUGUGCAAUGCAGUCGUUGGUAUCGAGUGUUUGGCCGUACCCACAAAUCACGCCCUUGACAACAACCAGGUGCUCCUGCGCAAGACGGCCUUCUCUGCUGUUGGCCAGGGCGGAAAAGUGGUAGAUCUCAACGUUGUACAAAAACUACGACUGCGAUACUCUGAGCGGCGCAGUGAAGAGUCCGAUGCAGAGGCGGAAUACGGACGUGUGGAUGGGUGGACGGUUGACCCCGAGAUCAUGGUAAUUCAAGAGCAGAUCGAGACGCAGCGUGCCGACAUUGAUCGCAUCGACAGCGCCGGAUUGCAGGUGGUGGCAGCCAUGGACGCGGCAAUCAGUCGCAUGGGCAGCGAGGUCACCGGCUUUCAGGAGACAAUGCGCAAGCUGCAGCAAGACCUCGGCGGCCAUCAGGGUGGCCUGAGCCAGGUGCAGGCACAGGCCAGCAUGCUCACCGACGCCCUUCACGAUACUCAAAAGCGAUUCGAUAUCGCGACUUCACAGCUGCGCAAAAGUGUGGGGACGGUCAAGACAGAGAUCCGACAGCUGAAGGAGCAGCUAAAAAGCGUCACGAAGGCGAUGCCGCAGGACAGCGACAGGAACACGGCAGUGAUCGAAAAGCAGGGCAGGGAGAUAGAAAGUCUGAGAUCGGAGCUGGCCGGCUUCGGACGACAAAUGCAACGACACCAGCAGGAGAGGACAGCCGGCUCAGUGGCCCAUGGCGUGCCAGCAUUCGGCUCGCGCGAGCUCGAUAUCAUAACGGAGAGCAUUACCAGGCUGAGCGGCCGGGCCAGUCAGGUCGAGCCGCUACAGAUGGAGCUGGUCAUCCUCAAAGGACGGGUGCAGCGGCUGGAGUCUCUGUCGUGGAAGGAGGCGGAGGAGGAGUCUCUUCAAACGGACGAGCCUUUGUCUACGACACAGCAGGGACUGAGCACGGCCUCUCAACGAAAGCGACGCCAGACAGGGACAGGGCCACCUUCGAAGCGAUCGAGUCGACGACAGCCAGCAUCGCCGACAAGAUACAGAGGACAGGAAGACUGA
This is a messenger RNA of Grosmannia clavigera kw1407, 1239 nucleotides long. RefSeq lists its product as uncharacterized. Bases 1 to 1239 code for a protein of 412 amino acids. Lineage: Eukaryota; Fungi; Ascomycota; Sordariomycetes; Ophiostomatales; Ophiostomataceae. The record is from RefSeq and is a predicted model, not a curated record. The transcript is spliced from 3 exons.